CAUAGUCAAUUUGUUUUUUUUUUCUAUAAAUUAAAAGAGUGUGAAGCAAGACAAUCAAUUUCUCUAAUUAUGAAGACUACUUUUGUUGUGUUUACUAUUUUGUUCUUGCUGAUGACGAUAACAGCUUUGGUUUGCUCUGUUUCUUAUGACAAGGGAGGCACCUCAUCGAAUACUCAUGCAACUUCAUUUCAGUUAGUGACAAUCAAAAGCAGAAAGCUCCAGGGCAAUGGCUAUGGACCAAGCACGGCUGGUGACUCAGGGAAGAUGAAUCUGGACGAUUACCGUCAUCCAAUGGAUCCAGUUCCAAGCUCAAAAGCUUCAGUAAGACCUGGGCCUAUACAGCAUGGGACUCCUCUUAUGCCUUAUAUUCCCAAGCAGCCUGCACCUCCUCCUCCUACUCGCUCCAAGCCCAUUGGGUUUCCAUAGGCCCAAUCCGUUCCCACCGAACAUUGGUUGUCAAUGUUCAUUGAUUGGGUGGAUCUAUAUGGUGAGACGAGGUGUAGCACAGUCUGAUGAGCGCAUCUAUUGCAAUCUUAAAAUUAGAAGAAUGUAAUAACUUCAAAAUAACAAUGUGUUCUUUAUAUGCUUUUUUCUUGUAAAUUUUAAUUGGAGCCUUGUGUAUUAGAGCUUCGUGUUUGUACCUGAACUAGACGGUAUGUACUUGCUUAAAAACAAUUCAUUUCCUCCUAUGAGUACUUUCUCCGUUUUAAUGUAUGUGAUUGUGUAAUGAUAUUUGAUUAGACGUUGAGUUUAAGAAUAAUAGAAUGGUGAAUAGUU
Solanum dulcamara is the source of this 777-nucleotide messenger RNA. RefSeq lists its product as uncharacterized. Bases 70 to 426 code for a protein of 118 amino acids. The transcript has 3 exons. Lineage: Eukaryota; Viridiplantae; Streptophyta; Magnoliopsida; Solanales; Solanaceae. The record is from RefSeq and is a predicted model, not a curated record.